This is a messenger RNA of Plasmodium knowlesi strain H, 3204 nucleotides long. RefSeq names its product U2 snRNA/tRNA pseudouridine synthase, putative. Bases 1 to 3204 code for a protein of 1067 amino acids. Gene Ontology annotation, cellular component: nucleus. Gene Ontology annotation, biological process: pseudouridine synthesis. Gene Ontology annotation, molecular function: pseudouridine synthase activity; RNA binding. NCBI's taxonomy places the organism in Eukaryota, Apicomplexa, Aconoidasida, Haemosporida, Plasmodiidae. The transcript has a single exon. The record is from RefSeq and is a predicted model, not a curated record.
AUGACCGAUACACGUGAAGAGAAUUUUCCCUUCGCCAAAAACCAUGGCAUCGAUUACCUAUUUAGAAAAAACCUCCACAGUAUGGGCGGUAUCGAAGGGAAAAUAAAAACCAUCUAUGAAGAUUUCCAUGUGCACGAAAUUACGAAAAGUAACAACAUUUUGCAUUUGGAUCAGCUCAUACAUAGAGAAAAAAUUAACCAAAUUAUUCUCCAGAAUGAGGAAGACGAGAGGGAGAAUCUUAUCAGGAGUAUCUCCAAAACGGAGUUACACCUGGAUGUGAUAGCCAAGUACGUAAACAAAAAUAAUGUGAAAACGUUUCAGCAAUUUCUUACCUUGUUACACGACAUAUAUAUGUUAAAGAUGAAGAGUCAGGCGGGUGAGUUACCGGGGGAGGCAACAAGAGAUCUCUUGAAGAAAGUAUCCAUUCCAUACUGUCUCUUUACACACCUGGACGAGAUGCCUGCUUCUGGUGAGUCCCAUUUAAAUGAAAAUGGGGAUGCCACGCGAGGUGAAGAAUCCCUCUGUAGCGAUGACCUGCGCACAGAGAGAAACAAAGCUGCGAGAAGAAAUAUCCACAACGUUAUAAAGCAGUAUUACCCAUUUCUCCUGACGGAGACGAAAAAUUUGUCACAGACUGAAAGUGUCCUUUUCCAUGGAAAUAUACUACAAGGAAAUGAAAACCGUGAUAACAACAGUGUUGAAUUUAUUAAAGAAGAAAAGGCCGAUAUACACAUCAGUGCCAUACAAAUUUAUCCAUCCUUUAAUUGUCUGAAAACUAUUCUACCACAAGAUAUAUUUAACAAAUUAAAAGGAAAUGCGAAGAAAUCUCGGUUCAGCCAAAACGAUGAACUGGAAAAUGUUAUCUGUCAAAAGUUGGACCAAAUGGAAGAAAAGGAAAAAAUCAAAAAAUUGCCUGAACAGUUCAGGCAGUUUUAUCGAGAAGAAAAUUCCCCGGAGGAGUCUAACAUUGCUAAGGGAUUUUCCGAAAAUAAGAGAAGGAAAAUUCAGUGCGAUACUUUUUCCCACAGUUCCGAUGGCAACUGCACAGGGGGGGUGAAUAAGAAGGGGCAAGGGGAACAGCACGUCGAGGUACACGUCGAGACACACGUCGAGACACACGUCGAAGCGGAAGGAAGGGUUACUACUGCCAACCUUCAUGAUGAUUCCACCCUUGACAUUUCAAAGAACAGAGCACAGUGUGCGGACCCCCCAAAAGAGACCACUACAACGUAUGAUGAAGAGGGUAUCCCUCCCUACGGACAUGUUUCUCCUUCCAGUGUUAAUAAAAGAAGAGACACGGUUAACACAGAUUGUAAGGAGAUUAACCACGAGGAAGAGUCGGAAAACUCUGAGGGGGAGAACUUCCUGGAUAAGCUAAACCAUCACAGGAAAAGGAAAAGCGAACAAAAAAAAGGAAAAAAAUAUCUCCACUUUAAUCUAUAUAAAGAAAACAAAGACAUAUGUGAAGUGCUGCAUAAAAUAAAAAUAAACUUAAAAAAAAAAAACGGAGAUAUAUCAUAUUGUGGGAUUAAGGACAAGAGGGGAAUAACGGUGCAAAGGUUCUGCAUUCACAAGGCAAAGAAGUUUGAUUUGUUCAAGCUCAUAAUGGGGGGGGACAGUGACAGUCGGGAUAGAGGCGGCGAUAAAAGUGGUGGAAGGGGUGGCUCCUCCCCCUGGUGCAACAACGUCUUUGUAUCCAACCUCAGUUACAGGAAAAAGAAACUCUCCCUGGGUGAUUUAAAGGGAAACUUCUUCAAAGUGCUAAUAAGGGGCGUGGAAGACACCUCGGAGGAAAAAUUCUGCGCGCUCGCAAACAACUUCAAAAAGACAGGAUUUGUAAACUACUUCGGCCACCAACGGUUUGGAAGUAAGAAAAUAAAAAAUUACGAAAUUGGCAUUUGUAUACUCAAGAAGAAUUACAAGUUGGCGCUCUUCCACGUCAUUGAGAAUACCGGACUGGAGUUCUCCAAGAAGAGUCGCCUUAUUGAGUACUUGAACGAGUUGGACGGAACAAACCGGAUGGAAGAAAAAGGGGAAACAACAAACCGGAUGGAAGAAAAAGGGGAAACAACAAACCGGAUGGAAGACAAAGGGGAAACAACAAACCGGAUGGAAGAAAAAGGGGAGGUCCCCAUUCUGACCAGAACUAAUGAUAAGUCACAUGCGCGGAAAGAUGAGAAGGAUUAUCGGGCAGAAGCAGACGCAACCCCACAAAUUGAUGAGAACGCCGCUGUGCCUCCAUCAAGCAGCGAAAAAAAAACCUUCUUUAAAAAAAAAAAAGAAAAAAAAAUGAACGGCACAACAUCACACACAAACGCAAAAGAAGAGCAAAACAAAAUUCCGAAAGAAAUUUCCGAAAUAAUAAACUCCAUUCCGAGUCACUCUCAUGUAGAAAAAACUAUCUUGUUCUCCUUAAAAAAUGAUAACAAAUUUAAAAAUGCCUUCAUGAAUUUAUCCAAGGAUAUAUUUUCCCUCUUUAUCCAUUCUGCUCAAAGUCUCAUAUUCAAUAUCCUUGCGGAUAUUCGAAUGAACAAGUAUGGCUUUGGUGUCGUGGUAGGCGAUCUUGUCGAGUCGAAUCCUAGAAAUGAACAAGUUGUAAGCAGUGAUGAUUGCACUGAAAAUGAUGAAGAUGAGUCGGGAAGUGAUGAAGCUGUAUACGAAACGAAUGUAACCCUAGUGACAAAUGAAAAUAUUUCAAAGUACGAUAUAUAUGAUGUCGUUUUACCUUUACCUGGGGAUAAAAAUUUUUUGUUUCCUCCAAACCUGAUAGAAGAAUACAAAUCUGUGUUGAGCAGUUUGCACUUAUCAUUAGAUGACUUUAGGUCCGAAAAAAAUUUCUUCAGUGCACCCGGCGGUUAUCGAAAGGUCGUUGUAAAACCUUGUCAUUUCAAGUCCCUUUUUAUUAAAAGUGACGCAGCGGGUGAAGGAAAAAUUCCCUUCAUACGGAGUGAUUUGUGCAGGUUGAUGGAGCAGGAGGGGGCGGCGGCCAACGGGGCAACCAAUUCGGUCGCCAAUCCUGCGGCUAUAACUCGCAUACCGGACGAAAUACACACACAUAUUACCUUCGUCCAGAGUGACGCCUACCACGAGCAUUUAAUUAAGGAGGUACCCAACUAUCGAACGACAGCUUCUGUCUUUUUGACAUGUUCACUGCCCAAAUCAUCCUACAUCACGGUGGCGCUCCUGGAGGUGCUGAACAGUUAG